AUGGCAAUUAGGAGAAGCAUUAUCAUAUCGCCGGUCCUAUCGUGGAAGCAAACCCUAAUUUGUUGGAAAGAUGAGAUGGAUGCAAAGGACAUUUUAGGGCUACCGAAGAAUUCAUUGUCCAUACCUUCAGAAAAGAAGUCUAGACCUCCGAAAGAGUCUCAACGCAAACCCGAUGGCAUUUCACGAGAAGUUUACGCCCUUACAGGAGGUCUAGCACCUCUCAUGCCUGCUACUGAUAUCAAUCAUUUGAAAAGACGAACACAGGCAGAGAAUGAAAAGAUUACAUGGCAAUGGCUUCCUUUUACAAAUUCUGCCCGAAAUGACAGUUUGCAACUAUACCACUGGGUGAGGGUUGUAAAUGGUGUUCUGCCAACAGGCGACUAUUCGUUUGCUAAGUAUAACAAUUCGGUGGAUGUAAUUGAAUACACAAAUGAGAAGUAUGAGAAAUAUUUGACAGAUCCCUGUGGUGAUGUAAAUGCACCUUGCUCUGUUAUGGAGUCUAGCCAUUCUGAAAUUCCUAAAUCCAGUCGUAAUGAGAGGAAUAGAAAAGAGUUAAUUCCAGCAUUGUGGCCCCCUCUUAUUGAAUUCAUGGCUCAGACAAAAAGGGCUCUAAGACUCACAUCUGUGAAAAGGGAAGAGGAGUCCACCAGUCACCACAGGAGAUUUGAGCAGACAAAGAGAAAGCUUUAUGACCACGCGAAGCCAUUGGGUAUAGAAAAGAACAAAGAAAACAUGCAAAAGGAAAAAAAUGGUUAG
Messenger RNA from Ipomoea nil (Japanese morning glory), 756 nucleotides. RefSeq lists its product as uncharacterized. Gene Ontology annotation, cellular component: Swr1 complex; NuA4 histone acetyltransferase complex. Lineage: Eukaryota; Viridiplantae; Streptophyta; Magnoliopsida; Solanales; Convolvulaceae. The transcript is spliced from 8 exons. Gene Ontology annotation, biological process: chromatin remodeling; DNA repair; negative regulation of transcription by RNA polymerase II. The coding region runs from base 1 to 756 and encodes 251 amino acids. Gene Ontology annotation, molecular function: transcription corepressor activity. The record is from RefSeq and is a predicted model, not a curated record.